Messenger RNA from Zingiber officinale, 1143 nucleotides. Its product is annotated as ADP-ribosylation factor-related protein 1-like. The transcript has 7 exons. Gene Ontology annotation, cellular component: Golgi apparatus. The coding region runs from base 227 to 832 and encodes 201 amino acids. Gene Ontology annotation, molecular function: GTPase activity; GTP binding. Gene Ontology annotation, biological process: protein localization to organelle; Golgi to plasma membrane protein transport; intracellular protein transport. NCBI's taxonomy places the organism in Eukaryota, Viridiplantae, Streptophyta, Magnoliopsida, Zingiberales, Zingiberaceae. The record is from RefSeq and is a predicted model, not a curated record.
CUAUCCGGGUUUACAAAUAAAGAAUGUUUUAGAUUUCUCGUCUCCUUCGACCUUCCCAACGCCGGGUCUCCUCCUUUUCGACGAACUCUUGGCCACCACCGAGGGGAGCGCAGCGGAGAAGGCUAUACAUUGGCAUGUUAUCUGCCUUUAUUUUUGUGUGUCAUAUGAGGUUCUUUGUUUGCCUCUAAAGUUAACAUUAUAGCUCGUUAGAAGAAGAUCAACAGACAUGUUCUCAUUAUUUUAUGGACUCUGGAAUUAUAUGUUCAGCAAGACUGAAUUCCGGGUUCUGAUUCUUGGAGUCGACAAGGCUGGGAAAACUACUUUACUGGAGAAGUUGAAAUCAUCGUACUCAAACACAGAAGGGCUCCCUCCUGAUAGAAUAGUUCCAACAGUUGGGCUGAAUAUUGGUCGAGUUGAGGCUUCAAAUGCAAAACUUGUUUUUUGGGAUCUUGGAGGUCAGAUUGGUUUACGCACAAUCUGGGAGAAAUACUAUGAGGAGGCACAUGCUAUAAUGUAUGUUAUUGAUGCUGCUUGUCCAUCAUCAUUUGAAGAUUCCAAAUCAGCAUUAGAAAAAGUACUUAGGCAUGAAGAUUUACGAGGCGCACCACUUCUGAUACUAGCAAACAAGCAGGACCUGUCUGGAGCAGUCUCAACUGAGGAAAUAGCAAGAUAUUUGGAUCUGAAAGGGUUAAAUGAAAAACUAUGUAUGUUUGAAGCUGUAUCUGCAUUCAAUGGAAUAGGAAUUAAAUCUGCUAUCAACUGGUUAGUGGACGUGAUGGAAAGAAGCAAGCGCACAGAUAUGCUUAGAGUUCGUGCGGGCAUAAAUGGGUAGCAAUUUCUAACCAUGUUGUCUUAUGAUCAUUGCAUUCUGUUUCUCCUUACGGCAUCAUGAGGUUGUGAGUCUGAUCACUUGUUCUAACCAUAUAGCAUGGCAUUUGUAAAUCUGUUAAGACAUUUGUAUGUCAUUGCUAUAUGUGGAAAUAUUCUAUCCAGAAUAGCCAAUAAAUUAAGGGAAAUACAUAGAAAUACAUUUGGUCUAUAGGAAUACAAACAGAAUUGUUCUCUAGUUCUUUUCUUUCAUGUUGCUAAUAAUUCUACCAUGUAGUUUGAGGGGGCCCUUAAGAUAUUAUUCUUUUUGCCAAA